Messenger RNA from Drosophila suzukii, 801 nucleotides. It is a transcript of the gene Tim17b1, whose product is annotated as Tim17b1. Gene Ontology annotation, cellular component: TIM23 mitochondrial import inner membrane translocase complex; mitochondrial inner membrane. Gene Ontology annotation, biological process: protein import into mitochondrial matrix. Gene Ontology annotation, molecular function: transmembrane protein transporter activity. The record is from RefSeq and is a predicted model, not a curated record. NCBI's taxonomy places the organism in Eukaryota, Metazoa, Arthropoda, Insecta, Diptera, Drosophilidae.
UUGCUAUAUAGUGCUUGUUUGUCAACCGAAUAAUUUCUCUUUACUGCGAACCCCUAAAAUCAACGGCCAUGGCGGAAUACACUCGUGAGCCGUGUCCCUUUCGCAUUAUCGAGGAUUGCGGCGGAGCCUUCGCUAUGGGGGCCCUGGGCGGAGGAGCUUUCCAGGCGAUCAAGGGCUAUCGUAACGCCCCCGCCGGUCUGAAACACCGACUGAGCGGGGGAUUUGCGGCGGUACGGGCCCGCUCCGGUCUGGUGGGCGGGAACUUCGCGGUGUGGGGCGCUACGUUCAGCGCUAUCGAUUGUACCCUAGUCUACUACCGGAAGAAGGAGGACCCGUGGAACGCGAUAAUUAGUGGGGCGGCCACUGGAGGUAUUCUGGCUGCUCGCACUGGACUUACUUCCAUGCUCAGCAGUGCCUUGGUGGGCGGAGUUCUUUUGGCCCUGAUCGAGGGCGUGGGCAUUGCGGUGGCCCACUACUCGGCGGAUUCCUACCGCCAGGUGUCGCCCGUGGAGCGGCAGGAGAUAUACAGGCAGCAGCAGAAGGACUUUUAUCCCUUUGGCGCGGACUAUGCAGAGGCUGAUCCGUCGUCAUUGUAGAAUUCUUCGCUGCGUCAUCGCAUAGACGUCGCUAUCCAUCCGCGAUCCGUAGAUCGACUACUGCAUACCAAUUUGAUACGAACUUACUUUGAUUGUUCAACGACAACGCCUCCAAAUCUGAGACUGGCGGCAUUCCGGUUUCAAUUUAAAUUCAAUUGUCGUACUUUGCAAGUUUUAGAAUCAUAAAUAUAUUUUCCUUUCGUUU